CUCUGUCAUCUCAGCAGCAAAUCACCCAGCACCAGAAGCUCUCCUCGCGAAACCUUUCCGCUUGCCUUGCGAAAACAAAAAUAAUCCGUACCCAUCGCGGGUUUUCGGGGCCGUUGUUCGCGGGCUCACGGUUCGGUGAAACGCCGUGCGUGUGGUGAGCCACGAUCCCUGAUCGGCCGCUCCGUUCUCCUGUGUCCGUUUCCUUCGUUCCCCCGCGGAACCAAGCUGAGCGCGUUCGUCGGGUGCCGCUCGCGCGCGCCUUGUGCGGAAGUUACGGUGGGAAAUUUACACGGCAUCCUUCCGCGAUCGUUCGACUCCGACGCCACCGGACCGGGAAACGGAAGUGUGAAGCAGCAGAAUCGCCAACGUUCCGGCCCGCUAAGCUUGCCUUUUUUGGAUGCCCGUUUCCGUCGCACAGUGAAGCCAGUUGUUUACCUUCUCUCAACACGCCUCCUCACCCCUGCCCGUGCGUCCUGUUCGUCCACAUACAACGCCUUUCUCGUCCGCACGGAACUUCGUCAUCACCGAUAGAAAUCGUACUGGUUUUGCCGGAUACGGAAAUCUGUUCAGCACUUGCUCCCGUGUGGUGCUUAGUGUCCAGGCGAACCACAAGAAAUCAUCGCCGAUAAAGGACUUUCCGGCAGAAAGAGAGAAAGAGAGAGCGAUACAGCAGCUUCAGCAACGAUUGCGGGGUUGUUACCUUGGUGAACAAUAUGAAACCGAGGCGGCGGUGAUUCCUUCGAUUGGUUUACUGAAGGCACGCAAGGAAACCAGUGUUGUGCACACGUACAAUCCCAUACAUACACACAUACACCAUUGAUGGUUGUGAUAGUGAUGGUUGUGGCACCCUGAGCGGGGAAUGCUGUACGAUUAUCAGCCGCAAGUUUAUCAGCAGCAGCAGCAGCAGCAGCAUCAUCAUUGUCGUCAUCGUUUCCUGCCAGCCAGCAGCAGCAGGAGCACCAUGCCGAAGAAGGAUUCGAAAUCAGAAGAUGGUAGUGGUGGUGGUGGCGGACGAAAAAGUAAAAUGAGUGCGGCGGCCGCUGCUAAACUGGAACAGCAGCAGCAGCAGCAACAGCAGCAACAGCAGCAGCAGGUAAGAAGGAGAAAAGAUCGACGGGAUGACAUGAAGGCUGGAGGGCGACCCGGUUCCGUGGGACCCGGUGGUCCGGGCGGUAUGAAAGGCGCCAACUCCUCGGAUGUCUGCAGUAUUAACAGUGGCGGCAGUGGUCCUGGCGGUGGGGGCGGCGGCAGUGGAGGCCCUGGUGGUGGUCUCGGUGUGGGCAUCGGUCCGAACAGUGGCGGCGUCAUGGAUGGUCUGGGCAAGGGCGGUAUGGGCCCGGGACCGGGACAUCUCGAUGGGCAUCAUCCGGGCGGGCUAGAUGGCAAAAUGAAUGCCGGUGGACUGGCGGGACUGAUGGGUGGCCAGAAACCCUCGAACAAACUGGAGUACACGCAGCAGCAGAGCCAGAUCUUCGUAUUUUCGACGGCACUAGCGAACAAAGGCGCGGAAGCGGUACUGAGCGGACAGUUCAACUCGAUCAUCGCUUAUCACUGUGCGCAAAUGCAGAAACGCAACCAGCUCGCCGGUGGACCGUGCGGCGCAGGAGGAGGUGGCUUAGGCCCUGGUGGACCCGGUGGACCGGGUGACGAGAUGAACAGUGGCGGUAACAGUGUCGGACCGGGGGCAAUGUCUCCUUGGAUGGAACAUCAUCAUGGGCAGCAUCAUCACCACGGAUCACCGGAUCAUCAUAUGCGCGGUGGUGGUGGUGGCGGUGGUGGCGGUGGCGGCGCUGGUAUGAUGGGUCCGGAUGGAAUGAAGAAAUCGGCUACCAUUCAUCAUACGGCCAACUCAUCCUGCCUGGGAGGCGAUGGAGAUGGUGGUACCGGAGGACCGCCCGGUGGUGGAAUGGCAUCCAUGUUCGGCGGUGCUGGUGGUGGCCCUGGUGGUCUCGUAGAGCACCAUAUGCGUAUGGCCGGAGGGCCGGGUUCGGGUCCGGAUCCGUCGGUGAUGGGCAAAAAGUCGGCAACGAUCCAUCACACAGCGAACCCGUCGGGCGGCCCGGGCGGUGGCUGCAUGGAUCCCGAUGGUUCCGGCUUGCCAAUGUACCCGGUUGGUGGCGACGGUGCCGGACACAUGAGAAUGGGUGGUCCGGAUGGAAUGUCGAAACCCGGUACGAUCCACCACACUCCGAAUUCAUCUUCUUGCAUGGAAAGUGGCGGCGGUGGUGGUGGUGGUGGAGUAGACGGUGACCCGACGAUGACGGGAGGCCAUCCGGGAGUAAAGAUGGAGAACCCAUCCCCCGUUGGAUCGCACAUUUCACCAAGUGGCGGCGCUGGUGGCAGCGGUCCUGGCAGCAGUGGUGGAUCCGGUGUCCCCGGUAGCGGUCCUGGUGGAAUGGGAGGAAUGCCCACAGGCGCCGGUAGUGGUGGUGGUCCGAUGGGUGGCGCAGGUGGUAGCCACUCGAGCUCGACGAUUAUCGAUCAGAUGAACUCGCUGGUUGCCUCGCUACCACUGAUGAAGGGUGGCAACGUGUUGUCACAGUCGCGUGGUCAUCCGCAACCGUCGCUCCAGGGCGUGAAGGUACCGGAUGAAAAUUUGACGCCACAGCAGCGACAACACCGGGAGCAACAGCUGGCCACGCUCCGGCAGAUGCAGAAAAUGUUUUUUCCUGAGCAGCGCGGCAUGAUGCCGGAUCCGCACGGGAUGGGCAUGAGGCCGCAGUUCCGUGGCGGUGUCGGCGGUGGGAUGGGUAUGCCGCCUGAUUUCGGUGGUGGACCACCGAACCGGCCCCUCAAUCCAGCCUUCAUGAACACACCGAUGGGCAUGGAUGGGCCAGGACCAGGUCCCGGACCGGGACCCGGUAUGAUCAACGAGCAGAUCCCUCCGAUGCAAUACAACAAACCGAAUAUGAUGAACCCGGGCAUGUACGGCAUGGCUGGUGGUGGUAAUGGUGGCAAUGGAGGGGGACCAAUGGGUGGCCCGAUGGGAGGCCCUGGGCCCAUGGGUGGCGGUGGACCCAUGGGCGGUGGUCCUGGGGGACCGAUGGGAGGAGGUCCGAUGAAUCGUAUGUACAAAGCAGAUCCCGAUCCCAUCUUCCCCCCAAUGACCGAGAUGGGUGGCGGUGGAGGUGGUGGCUACGGUGGUAACGGCGGCGGCGGUGGCAGCGGUGGUCUCAUGAACAACCACGGUCCCGGCAUGUUCGGCGGAAAUCCUGGUAUGCAGCGAAUGGGAGGCAUGCCGCCCGGAGGCGGUGGUCCCAUGGGUGUCGGUCCUGGUGGCCAUAUGAUGGGACCGAAGAUGGGUUCCGAGCAUCCAUCGAUGCUCGGUGGCCAUCCGAUCCCUCAAUCUCCGCUCAUGGAUGACGAUCUCACCAAGGCUACGAUGCAGCAACAGCAACAACAACAACAGCAGCAGCAACAACAAAUGAUGCUUCCCGCAAAUCCUCCUCUUCCGCAGCCCGGUACUCCGACCGGUGGUGGUGGUGGUCUAAUCGGUAGCAAUGGCGGUGGACCCAUGGGCAUGAACAAUCCCAAUGGUGGCGGUGGACCGGCUAGUGGUGGUGCUAAUGGAACGGCAAAUGGCGCGGGCAAAACGAAAGAACCCUCCGUCUCACCUGAGCAGGUGGGCGGUGGCGGUGGUCAACAGGGACCAGGCUCUAAUCAGCAACAGCAGCAAGGACCCGGCAGUCAACAGGGCCCGCUAACCCCACAAACCCCCCAGGGUGGACAGCAGACGCCCGGUCAACCGCUCACGCCACAGACGUCGAUGGCCGGUUCGUAGGACCACGUAGGACCUACCAAAAUCCCUCCUCCCUCCCCACAUCAUUCGUCCCUGUUGCUUCCCGUACUUCCUCCAAACUCCACUACCAUGCCCUGACAUGACAGUUCUCCCACUCCCGGAAUCCAAUCCCGAUCACGCUCAUUCCCCCGGAAGGAACAACAAAUCUGCCUUAUCACUGAACCGAGUACGAGAAUACGAAAGCGAGACAAAAGCGAGAGGAAAUUGCAGCAGCAGUCAUUGUAGCAAACACAACAAAGCAAAAAGCAUAAAAAAUAUUGAAAAUACGAAAACAAAACGACAUUUUACCGAGCAGAGAGUGCUAGAGGAGUAGCAGCGAAAUACAAAAUACAAAAAUAGAGAAGAUGCAGAAUAUAAUCAUAAGAAGGCAGGAACAUAAGAUAGGGAGCGCGCGAAUAGUGAUGUUGCAAUUCAGCUCGCGGAAGCGGAUAGGAGGGGUAUGGGCUACUCAGAGAACUGAUUUCCAGCAAUAAGGGCUACCCCAUCAAAGGUGUGUGUCCUCGAAUAGCAUUAUUGAUACUACGUUCUGACGUGAAGACGAUGACGGGAUCGUGGAUCCGUCGUAGGCCUUCAUGUCUUCAUUUGCUUGGCGCUCCACAUGCCCAGAACCCCCGCUCAUUAAGCCACCUCACCAGGUUCACUUUGGGUACCCUUCCGUCGGCAACAAGUUUCAGCUCAAUAAACAUGAAUGCUCGCUCUUCUCGGAAAAUUUAAACAGAACGUGGCUUCGGAGGUUUCCUCAUUUAAAAAGAUUUCAUAUCGGACCUGGAUCGGACAUCUUUACUUAUAAUGGCACCCUAGGAUGCAGCAUCUAUGCCUACAUGGAUCUAAGAAAGAACACUCUGGAUUGUACGAUAUCAGAGAAUACGAUUUAUCAAAGGUUGCUAUAGCAACAGCAGCUUAUUGCAAUACAGCUCGCAGAAGAAUACUUAAUUAGAAAACCGUACACAAUGGCUCCGUCAGUUCAUUUGGUUUU
Molecule: messenger RNA, 4775 nt
Organism: Anopheles darlingi
Lineage: Eukaryota; Metazoa; Arthropoda; Insecta; Diptera; Culicidae
Product: collagen alpha-1(I) chain-like
Exons: 2
Coding region: 860-3781 (973 amino acids)
Cellular component (GO): nucleus
Source: RefSeq, a predicted model, not a curated record